CCAUCUCCUCUUCUAAUCCUCCCCCCCCCCGGUGGGAUAGAGAAAGCCACAUCGCCCUAGCGAGCCGGCGAAGAAGGCAAAAGAGAAGAGGAUGUCUCGGCGGGAAGGCCGCGAGCCCGACUCCAGGCGACGCCGUUCCAGGUUCGACAGAGAGCCCAGUCCCAAGAGGUCUAGGAUGGAUGGAAAACCUGAAGCAGAGAGAGUCCCGGGCAACACUGAUCCUGGAGAGCGGGAUGGAAAGCAUGGUCGCCAACUGCUUGGCACAUCAUCACUUGAGGCACCCUCACGUUUUGACUCUAAAGCAGGGACUGUAGCUGAGGGUAAAGACUCUGAAAAGAAGGCCUUCGGAACAAAUUCCGAUGGAAGGAAGCAUUCUUCUGAUCUUACUGAAGUGCCUCGGUCAAGAUCUUAUUUCCAGCACGAUGAACGUGGUAGUGCCAGGCAAGGUGGUCGCAGCUCUGGUCAUAGAGCCCCUACUGAGCGAGGAUGGUGGAAAGAUUCAAAGGACCAAGGUACUGGAAGGGCAACCAACAAGACAGCAACUGUGGAUGUGAAGCAAAGAGAGGAGAAUCCACGUAAAGGAGAUGACCGCAGCGCUUGGCGCCACGAUGGGUACUUUGAGAUGGAGGCUAACCAAGCUCCGCUAGCUGCUCGUAAGAGACCUGCAUUCAGAGAGCAAAAGAUUCCAGCAGACAUUAAUGCUGAUAAAGUGACUGAUGAGGCUGUAAAGCCUAGCCAUACUGCGUUAGAUGGUGAAAGAAAUGAGGAACGAAGGCGUUACCUCCACAAUUCGGAAAGAUCUGGAAAAACUGAUUUCCGUGAUAGAGCACGGCCUUACAGGAGAGAGGAUCAGAGGGGUGGUGGGUUUAUAUCAAGAGAGAGAUACAGUGGCGGUGGCGGUGGCGGUGGCAACAGGUAUAAUAGAGGAAGAGAAUCUUUUACGGAUAGACAAACUUACCGCCCUGGUGGUGCUCGAAUAGAGAAGUGGACGCAUGAUUUAUAUGACGAGACUAACAAGAGUCCAUCCCCAAAGAAUGAAGAUGAUCGCUUGGCCAAGAUAGAAGCUCUCUUGGCUUCAUAAGCAUGUGCACAAGUGUAAAAUGGCAUUUUUUGUUUUUUGGUGUUCAGGUAGAAACAUCAGUUUAUUACAACAUAAUCUCUCCCAGUUCAUGACAUUUAGGUCUUGAUUGGCUGCUGUUUUUCUUAAUUAAGUUUGAUUGUAGCGCUGCAAAAGAAAUCCUGAUUGGGUUGGACCGACUUUUCUGCUUUCUUACAUGAGAGAAUUUUGUGAAUGCUCUUCAUCUCCAA
This is a messenger RNA of Syzygium oleosum, 1308 nucleotides long. RefSeq lists its product as uncharacterized. Gene Ontology annotation, molecular function: mRNA binding. Gene Ontology annotation, biological process: mRNA processing. Gene Ontology annotation, cellular component: exon-exon junction complex. Bases 92 to 1081 code for a protein of 329 amino acids. NCBI's taxonomy places the organism in Eukaryota, Viridiplantae, Streptophyta, Magnoliopsida, Myrtales, Myrtaceae. The record is from RefSeq and is a predicted model, not a curated record. The transcript is spliced from 4 exons.